Torulaspora globosa is the source of this 669-nucleotide messenger RNA. RefSeq lists its product as uncharacterized. Gene Ontology annotation, cellular component: nucleus; RNA polymerase I upstream activating factor complex. Gene Ontology annotation, molecular function: RNA polymerase I cis-regulatory region sequence-specific DNA binding. Gene Ontology annotation, biological process: transcription initiation at RNA polymerase I promoter; nucleolar large rRNA transcription by RNA polymerase I. The transcript has a single exon. Bases 1 to 669 code for a protein of 222 amino acids. NCBI's taxonomy places the organism in Eukaryota, Fungi, Ascomycota, Saccharomycetes, Saccharomycetales, Saccharomycetaceae. The record is from RefSeq and is a predicted model, not a curated record.
AUGGUUGAUAUCGAAAGCUAUGUUCCGAUGAUAGACGCUAUACUCAGUGCAUCUAACCCUGACGAAGUGACUCCCAAGCGGAUCAGGAAGGCACUUCAAGAGCUUUUCGGUGUUAAUCUGAACUCUCAGCGGAAGGCCGUAAACCAAUUGAUCGUAGAAAGGUUCCAGGAAGUUCAAUCAAGACCAAAAGUCCUCGUUACACAGGAGGAGCUUCUCAAGAGAGACGAAGCAUUGGCUCAUAGCCUGCAUUUGGAAGAGAAGGCAGCUGCCAAGAAGUCACGAAGUCCCAAAGUGAGGAAGAGCAGAAAGGGCGAACGGAACCCACCAAAGAAUAACAACCUAGUCUCCCGUAAGCUGGAGCUAAUGGAGCCCCUGCGAGGCUUCCUGGGAGAGACAAUGCUGCCAAGAACAGAAGUUGUGAAAAAACUAUGGGACUAUAUCAAGGAGAAUGAACUGCAAAACCCGCAAGACCGUCGUGAGAUCAUAUGCGAUAGUCAAAUGGAGCCCAUAUUCGGAAAAAAGAUGACUAUGUUCUCGAUGAACAAGCUUCUGUCCAAAUAUCUAAAGAAUCCAGAAAACGACGCUACGAAUCCUAUCAAGGAGGAUCCUUCGAGCGGUAACGAAGAUUUAGCAGAAGCUAAUUCUUCUGGGGAGGAUUCAAGAGAUUGA